Molecule: messenger RNA, 756 nt
Organism: Acanthamoeba castellanii str. Neff
Lineage: Eukaryota; Discosea; Longamoebia; Acanthamoebidae
Product: 20S proteasome alpha subunit C, putative
Exons: 7
Coding region: 1-756 (251 amino acids)
Biological process (GO): ubiquitin-dependent protein catabolic process
Cellular component (GO): nucleus; proteasome core complex; cytosol
Source: RefSeq, a predicted model, not a curated record
AUGGCCAGACGCUACGAUGCUAGAACCACGAUCUUUUCGCCCGAAGGGCGUCUCUACCAGGUCGAGUAUGCCAUGGAGGCCAUCAGCCAUGCUGGUGCCGCCGUGGGCAUUCUGGGCAAGGAUGGAGUGGUGCUUGCCUGCGAAAAGAAGAUCGCCUCCAAGCUGCUGGAGCCUGGCAAACGAAGUGAGAAGAUGUACCGAAUUGAUGACCACAUCGCUUGUGCCGUGGCUGGUAUCACUGCCGACGCCAACAUCCUCCUCAACUUCUCACGCCUUGCUGCUCAGCGGUAUUUGUUCGCGUACCAGGAGCCCGUUCCAGUGGAGCAACUGGUGCAGCAGGUCUGCGACACCAAGCAAGGCUACACACAAUACGGAGGCCUGCGGCCCUUUGGUGUGUCGUUUUUGUGGGCCGGGUGGGAUAAGCACUAUGGCUUCCAGCUCUACCAGAGCGAUCCCAGCGGCAACUACGGUGGCUGGAAGGCAACGGCGAUUGGUGCAAACAAUCAGGCUGCCACUUCUCUCCUCAAGCAAGACUACUCGGACGAGUUCUCUGUACAGGAGGCCCUCAAGCUUGCCGUCAAGGUUCUCUCCAAGACAAUGGACAGCACUGCUCUGUCUCCCGAUAAACUCGAGUUCUCGGUACUGAGAAGGGCUGCGGCCGGCCACAUCGAGUUCCACUCGCUCACGGAGAAGGAAAUUGCAGACCUCCUCCCCACCGUCGACCUUUCCAGCGUCGUCACGUCGGAAGCCUCCUAA